GCAGAGGGACAGGGAGCCAAUGAAUGGAGACUCACUUUUGACUUCUUCGCAACUCAACCUCUUUGCUUCGCUUUGCUUCUGAUAUGUUGGUUUUUCUUUUCCUUCUGUAAUCAGAAACAAUGCCUAUAGAAGGGAUCUUUGUCUCUGGCUUCGUCAAUUUGUUGUUUGGGAAGUUGACCUCUUUUGCCUCCUCGAAAUUACCCACCUUUGAAGGUAUUGACACCCAGCUGACCAAUUGGACCAAUAUGCUAUCGCAAAUUGAAGAUCUUUUGAUUGAUGCGGAGGAGAAGCAAUUGACUGAUCGAGCCGUGAAACGGUGGCUCGACGAUCUCCAGGAUCUGGCAUAUGAUUUGGAUGAUUUAGUGGAUGAGUUCGCCACCGAAGCUUUGCGACACAAGCUCAAGGCAAAGCCGCCCCAAGCUAGUUCCAGCAAGAAAUGUGCUUUCAAGAAUCUGAAUACAAAGAAAGGCUUCUUCCGAUAGAUUUCCUUGUCUGCUUUUAUUUAUGAGGCAACCACAACAAAUGGAAGAGUUCACAUUCCUUUCCAACUUGGUGCAUUUGUCCCUGGAUAUCCUGUCUAUCUAGUGAUUGUUCGCUA
Camellia sinensis is the source of this 598-nucleotide messenger RNA. The record is from RefSeq and is a predicted model, not a curated record. Lineage: Eukaryota; Viridiplantae; Streptophyta; Magnoliopsida; Ericales; Theaceae.